Messenger RNA from Gracilinanus agilis (Agile Gracile Mouse Opossum), 4284 nucleotides. RefSeq names its product zinc finger BED-type containing 1 (gene ZBED1). The coding region runs from base 1 to 2088 and encodes 695 amino acids. Gene Ontology annotation, molecular function: DNA binding; protein dimerization activity. Gene Ontology annotation, biological process: regulation of transcription by RNA polymerase II. The record is from RefSeq and is a predicted model, not a curated record. Gene Ontology annotation, cellular component: nucleus. NCBI's taxonomy places the organism in Eukaryota, Metazoa, Chordata, Mammalia, Didelphimorphia, Didelphidae. The transcript has a single exon.
AUGGAGAAUAAAAGCUUAGAAAGUUCACCAUCAGACCUAAAAUUAGUGGCUCACCCAAGAGCAAAAAGCAAAGUAUGGAAAUACUUCGGUUUCGAUACCAAUGCAGAAGGAUGCAUAUUGCAGUGGAAGAAGAUCUACUGCCGCAUUUGCAUGGCACAGAUUGCCUAUUCAGGAAACACUUCCAACCUUUCAUACCACCUGGAGAAAAAUCAUCCAGAUGAAUUUUGCGAAUUUGUAAAGAGUAACACUGAACAGAUGAGGGAGGCCUUUGCUACUGCCUUUUCGAAACUGAAGCCAGAGUCCUCACAGCAGGUUGUUCAGGACACUUUAAUCAUGAAGACCAGCCACAGCUAUGAAAACAAAAAGCACCAGGAGCUGACUUCUGCUGUGAUUAGCCUAAUUUGUGAGGGCAUGUAUCCUUCUUCCAUAGUGGAUGAGCCGACAUUUAAGACUCUUUUAAAAACAGCGGAUCCAAGAUAUGAACUUCCUAGCAGAAAAUUUUUCUGCACAAAAGCAAUUCCUGAAAAGUACAAUGCAAUUAGAGAAAUAGUCUUGAAGGAACUGACUGACAUUUUGUGGUGUGGAAUAUCCACUGAUAUUUGGAGAAGCCAAAACCAGAAUAGGUCUUAUGUGACCCUUGCAGUUCAUUUCCUCAAUAGCAGCUCUUCUCAUUGUUUGACUGUUAACUCACGAUGCUUAAAAACAUUUGAGGUCCCUGAAGAAAACACUGCAGAGACAAUUACCAGAGUCCUUUAUGAGAUCUUCAUCGAGUGGGGGAUCAACACAAAAGUCUUUGGUGCUACAACAGAUUAUGGCAAAGAUAUCGUGAAAGCUUGCUCACUUCUAGAUAUUCCAGUUCAGAUGCCUUGUUUGGGUCAGACUUUCAAUGCAGGAAUACAACAAGCUUUCCAGCUCCCUAAGCUGGGUAGUCUCUUGACAAGGUGCCGGAAACUGGUGGAGUAUUUUCAGCAAUCUACAGUAGCCAUGUACAUGUUAAGUGAGAAACAGAAGCAGCAGAACAUCAUGCACUGCAUGCUGGUGAGCGAUCGUGUCUCCUGGUGGGGAAGCACACUUGCCAUGUUGCAGCGACUAAAAGAGCAGCAGUUUAUCAUUGCAGCUGUUUUAGUAGAGGAUAGCAAUAACCAUCACCUUAUGUUGGAGACCAGUGAAUGGAACACCAUUGAGGGGCUGGUGGACCUGCUUCAUCCCUUUAAACAAGUAGCUGAGAUGAUGUCUGCAUCCAAGUAUCCCACAAUAAGUAUGGUAAAACCCCUCCUUCAUAUGCUUCUCAACACAACUCUGAACAUCAAAGAAAAUGAUUCGAAAGAAAUCAGUAUGGCGAAGGAAGUGAUAGCCAAAGAGUUAUCAACAACAUACCAGGAGACCCCUGAGAUAGACAUGUUCCUUAAUGUGGCAACGUUCCUGGAUCCUAGGUAUAAGAAACUGCCAUUCCUUUCUGCAUUUGAACGGCAGCAGGUUGAAAACAGAGUUGUAGAAGAAGCAAAAAGUCUUUUGGAAAAAGUAAAAGAAAAUAGUUUCAGGCCUGAAGAAAAGCUCUUUUCACUAUCUGAAGAACCACCAGUAAAAAAAAUGAUCAUUUCUUCUACCCCACCCCCAACUAGUGCAAUUAAUAACAUGUUGGCAGAAAUCUUCUGCCAAACAGGUGGUGUGGAAGAUCAAGAAGAGUGGCAUGCCCAGAUUGUGGAGGAAUUGAGCAACUUUAAAUCUCAAAAAGUACUUGGCCUAAAUGAAGAUCCUCUUAAGUGGUGGUCUGACCGAUUGGCUUUGUUUCCUGUCUUACCAAAGGUACUUCAGAAGUAUUGGUGUAUUUUAGCUACAAGGGUCUUCCCUGAACGACUUUUUGGUUCGUCUGCCAAUGUUGUAAGUGCUAAGAGGAACAGACUCGCUCCAGCUCAUGUGGAUGAGCAAAUUUUUUUAUAUGAAAACACUCGAAAUGGGUCUGAAGCUGAACCUGAAGAUGAGGAUGAGGGAGAAUGGGGUUUGGAACAGGAACAGAUUUAUACUUUAAGUGACACAGUUAAUGUAAGCAACAAUUUCUUUAAUAUAAGAGACAGUGGAUUCAUCUGACAGGGAUGCUAACAACGCAUUAAAGAAAAAGUGUUUGUCUUAAAAGUUACCAAAAAUAACUUGUUUGAUGCUUUGUUGUAAAUAUAGAUCAGAUGUAACAGUGGCUUGGUUUUUAAUUUUCAUGUAUUUGUGCCUGCCAUCAGUGAUCUCAAAAUACAAAAGAAAGCUGGUCUUUGAUAUUAACUGAAAUGAGAAAGAUGGAAUGUUCUCUUUAGGUUUUGACUGUGAUUCCUUGCCCCUACAUAAAUAAUAAUUUAAAAAAAUAAAUUAAAUUAGAGAUUUAGAAACCCACUUAGAUAAAUCCCUCUGAAGAGUUUUGACAGGUUAAAUUUAUUGGUUUUAAAAUGUUUAUAUAUCUCAUUUAAUUCAGUCGUGUUUUGGGGAAAUCAGAGAACAAGUAGAAAUAUAAUUCCCUUCCUAGAGCCCUAGGUUAUAGUUUUUUUAAUCUAAUAUAUAAAUAUGUAAGAUAUUUACUUUUUAAAUGGGAAUGUCACUCAGAAAAUUAUGAAAACCUUUUAGUAAAAAUAUUCUUUAAAGAGAAGGCAAGCUUUAAGUUUAGUUUCAGUGUGCAAAUGAGCAUAAUACAGAAGCACUUCCCCCUCCUUUCCUCUCCCUCAAAUGUGUUAAAUUUUUAUUAUGUUUCUUGUCAUACUGCCAGCUCUGAAACAUCCCCUCUCCCUUUUGCCAAAUUCAUCUUGUAGAGAUGAUUAGUCUAAGCAGCUUCUAAAGUUAUUGAAUCUUUUUUUUUUUGGUUGUGGUAUUCUUAUGUAUGAGAUAGUUUGCUUUGAAUCAGAAUACCCAAGUUUGUAUUUCCUAAAUAAGGGUAGUUUUUUGCUGGCAGAAAUAAUGUCUCUUACAAAGAUUUGCUUUUAAAAUAAAACAAAGCAAAAGUCUCCAGGCUGCUUUCUGGUUUGUUACAUGAAAGUAGCCAAUGCCCAUGAAGAUUUUUAAGUCUUGUUAUUUGGGAGGCAAAUUAUUUAAUCCUUUUAUCUUUAACUCAAAAGCAGAGGCACUUGUUUUUUUUGUUCACAUGACUAGUACCCAGCCCAGUGCUUUGCACAAAGUAGGCGCUUAAUAAUUUUUUGCUUUGUUGAAAUGAAUUCAACUCUACACUAUUUGUCCAAAUAAAUUUGCAAAGUCACCCCCUGUUCUGUUUUACCUUUUGAGUCAGUUUGAGGUGUUUACAAUUAGUAUUGAGGGAAGCAUGAAGGAAUAUGGUAAAGUGUGUUCUGUUAUUUGAUCUUGAAAAUUUUUCUGGUAUGGAAUUCAAAGAGGCACACCAUCUUUCUAUGUUAGUUUCACCUCACUGGCUAUUCUGUGCAUCUGUUUAAACAACCCAUAUUGGGAAAGAACAUAUAAAAUGGUUCAGAAAUGACCAUUUUAGCUAGUUACUAAAUUCUGCCCUGGGGCCAGAGUGUAGAUAUGUGAGUAUUAAAAAACAAAAAGAGCCCUGGAGUUGGUGAGAAUUUCAUGUGCCUUUUGGAGGAUAGUAUCUGGUCUCUGUCAUCAGUGAUGCAUGGUUUUAGGAAAUAAAUUUGCAGGUUAAAAGCAACCAGAAGAAAUAAUAUUUCCUUUUAAAGGAAAACACAAUGUUAACUUUUAUGACAUACUGUAUAAUUUUAGGCUUUUUGUAUUUCAUUUGUUAACUUACUGAGACAUUGUCAUGUUGGAGGUGAGAAGGUGGUGUCCAGGUUGGUCAUGGUAAAAUAUGGUUGGUAGAAUUCACUUCCAUUCUCCACUCUGACUCCUAAAGCUGAAAAUACUGUACAGUGCAAUUUAAAUUUUCCCUUAGUUGUUUUUUUAAAUAGCAGUACAAUGCACUGUUCUGUUCCUUGAAAUUUCUGAAUGAUGAAACUGUAAACUGUUCCAAUGAGAUUAGUCUCAUUUUUUUGUUUUUUUUUGUUUUGUUUUUGUUUGUUUUUUUUGUUUGUUUUUAUUUUUAAAACCCUUGUUGUCAGUCUUGCCCAUUGGCUAUGUUUUCUUAUUUAAUGUUUUAGGCUUUGACUAUUGUUAAAUAAACCAGAGAAAUAAAUUAGCUUCUAAUUUAUUUGUCUGAUGUGUGUUCAUAUUGGUAGCAUUUUGAUUAAAUUCUAGCAGUAAGAAGUAUUUUUUAACGAUUUUUUCCAAGGCAGUCAUAAAAACUUGAUAUUUUAUUUUCUAACCUUUUGAAAUAUAGAAACAUUGUGACAUACAAAG